AUGCCAUACCUCAAACUUCGAGACGGAGCCGAGCUUUUCUACAAGGAUUGGGGCAACCCAGAAGGCCAGAUCGUUACCUUCUCGCAUGGCUGGCCGCUCAGCAGCGACAAUUGGGAGAAUCAAAUGUUUUUCCUAGCCGAGCAUGGCUACCGUGUCAUAGGGCACGACCGACGGGGUCAUGGACGAUCUACCCAGACCUGGAACGGCAACAACAUGGACACAUUCGUGGAUGACCUGCAGGAGCUUUUCGAGCAUCUGGACAUUAAAGAUGCCAUGAUGGUUGGGCAUUCCCAUGGUGGAGGAGAAGUGACCCAUUUUCUGGGCAAGCAUGGUACCAGCCGCGUCAAGAAGGCCGUGCUCGUCGGAGCUGUGCCUCCCCUUAUGCUCAAGUCCGCAGUAAACCCAGAGGGAACAGAUAAGGCAGUCUUCGACUCCUUUCGCCUAGCAAUGCUCAAAGACCGAGCGCAGUUCUUUCUGGACGUUCCCAGCGGACCAUUCUUUAAUUUCAACCGGGCUGGGGUCCAGAAAAGCGAGGGCCAAAUUCGGAGUUGGUGGCAGCAGGGCAUGAACACUAGUUUUAAGACGGCGUACGACGCAAUCAAGGACUUUUCGGAGACAGACUUCACGGAGGAUCUGAAGAGAAUUGAUAUUCCAGUCCUGGUUCUUCACGGUGACGAUGACCAAGUCGUUCCCAUUCAGGCAUCCGGAUAUAAAUCCGUCAAGCUUUUGCAACAAGGGAAGCUAAAGGUGUACCCUGGAGGGUCUCACGCCAUCCACAACAUUAAUGUCGAUGAAGUCAACAAAGAUCUUCUCAACUUCCUGCAGUCCUAA
This is a messenger RNA of Aspergillus bombycis, 831 nucleotides long. Its product is annotated as alpha/beta fold hydrolase. The transcript has a single exon. Gene Ontology annotation, molecular function: catalytic activity. The record is from RefSeq and is a predicted model, not a curated record. Bases 1 to 831 code for a protein of 276 amino acids. NCBI's taxonomy places the organism in Eukaryota, Fungi, Ascomycota, Eurotiomycetes, Eurotiales, Aspergillaceae.